Molecule: messenger RNA, 1529 nt
Organism: Pteronotus mesoamericanus
Lineage: Eukaryota; Metazoa; Chordata; Mammalia; Chiroptera; Mormoopidae
Product: zinc finger protein 211-like
Exons: 3
Coding region: 122-1453 (443 amino acids)
Source: RefSeq, a predicted model, not a curated record
CCGACUGGGGAUUAAACCCACAACCUAGGGCAGUGUGACCUUUGAUGACGUGGCCGUGUACUUCUCCUGGGAGGAAUGGGAUCUCCUUGAUGAGGCUCAGAGACGUCUGUACCAGGAUGUGAUGCUGGAGAACUUGGCUCUUAUAACCUCCCCGGGUUGUUGGUGUGGGGCAGAGGAUGAGGCACCUGAGCAGAGUGUUUCUGUAGAAAGAGUGUCACAGUUCAGGAUUCCCAAGGCAGGUCUGUCUUCCCAGAGGGCCCACCUGUGUGAAAAGUGUACCUUGGUAUUGAAAGACAGUUUACUCUCAGCUGAACAUCAGGAGACUCAUCAUGGACAGAAGCUGUGCAGGCUGGGCCCAUGUGGGAAACAACUAUAUUUCAGUGCAAACCUCCCUCAGCACCAGAUGCAAAACACUGGAGAGAAACCCUUCACAAUCAAUGUGAACAGAGCCUCCAGUGGGAAUGACUGCAAAUUUCACAUGUCUGGGAAGCCUUUUACCUGUGGGGAGGUUGGGAAGGACUUCUUGGCCACUUCAGGAUUUCUCCAGGUACAAACCACUAAUACCGAAGAAAAUUCAAACACUGGAACCAACUGUGUGGCAGCCUUUCCCAGGCAAAAAACUCACCCUCAAGAAUGCGCGAAAGCUUUGAGGUACAAAGACAAAGUUAUCCAUCACCAGAGAGUCCUCAGUAGAGAAAGAUGCUACAUAUGCAGUGAAUGUGGGAAAUCCUUUAGCCAAAGCUACAGUCUCAUUAGACAUUGGCAAGUUCACACAGAAGAAAGGCCCUAUGAGUGCGGGGAAUGUGGAAAAUCCUUUAGCAAAAGCUGUACCCUUAGUAACCAUCAGAGAGUUCACUCUGGAGAAAGGCCUUAUUUAUGUAGGGAAUGUGGGAAAACCUUUACCCAUAGCUCUAAUCUCAUGAAACACCAGAGAGUUCACACUGCAGAAAGGCCUUACGAGUGCAAGGAAUGUGGGAAAUUCUUUAUAUACAGAUCCAUUCUCUUAGAACACCAAAGAGUUCACACUGGAGAAAGACCUUAUGAGUGCAGUGAAUGUGGAAAAUCAUUUAGCCAAAGAUCCCACCUCAAUAACCAUGGGAGAAUUCACACUGGAGAAAGGCCAUAUGAAUGCUGUGAUUGUGGGAAAUCCUUUAGCCAUAGCUCUAGCCUCAUUAAACACCAGAUAGUUCACAGUGGAGAAAGGCCGUUUGAGUGUAGGGAAUGUGGAAAAUCCUUUUACCAAAAUUCUGGCCUCAUUCAACACCAGAGAGUUCACACUGGAGUCAGGCCUUAUGAAUGUGGUGAAUGUGGAAAAUUAUUUAGUAACAAGUCCAACCUCAAUAAACAUUGGAGAGUUCACACUGGAGAAAGGCCUUAUGAGUGCUUUGAAUGUGGGAAAUCUUUUAGCCAAAGCUCUAGUCUCAUUCAACACCAGAAGGUACACACUAGAUAAUGACCUUAUGAGUGAUGUUAUGAAUUAAAUGUUUAUGUGCCCCACAAUUUGUUUGUUGAAAUCCUAUCGCCUGAUA